Acytostelium subglobosum LB1 is the source of this 825-nucleotide messenger RNA. RefSeq lists its product as hypothetical. Gene Ontology annotation, cellular component: peroxisomal membrane. The record is from RefSeq and is a predicted model, not a curated record. Gene Ontology annotation, biological process: peroxisome fission; regulation of peroxisome size. The annotation marks the transcript as partial. The transcript has a single exon. NCBI's taxonomy places the organism in Eukaryota, Evosea, Eumycetozoa, Acytosteliales, Acytosteliaceae.
AGAAACAAACGGCAUUCCCUAAUAGAGAUAGGAUAUAGAAAUAGAAAGAUGGCAGUGGCACUUACAAAGACUGUUAUAAGCAUGAACUCGUUCAUCGAGUCAUUGGUCAAGCUGUUUGCACAGACAGCCGGAAAGGACAAGCUGGCCAAGAUUCUGCAGUACGGCGCCAAGCUGUUUGGACACAUGUGUCAGCAGAGAAAGAAGGCAGAGUGGACGGGCAUCUGGAAGAAGAUCGAGACGUCCGCCGGUGGCGCCAGAAAGGUGUGGCGUCUGGGCAACACGUUCUCCGAGCAGCAAAAGAUCCUGCAGAUCAUCAAGGCGGGCAACGUCUUCCAGAUCCUCAACCUUCUGGCCCUGUGUCGCCAGACAGGCAUGUACUUCUACUGGGUGUUUGAUCACCUCGUCUGGACCACCAGCGUCGGAGUGACCAAGCUCGACACUGCCAAGCUGAGCUGGUACUCUAGCGUCAGUUGGUUCAUCGGUCUGCUGUGCUCGAUCAUCAUCGACAUCCAGACUCUCAACCUGACUAUCAAGAAGGAGCGUCAACUGAUUGUGGCUCUGACCUCGGCGCCCACCCCCCAACAGGAGGGCGACUCUGCCAUCGUCCCCGUCGACAACACCAAGCUCAAGGCCGAGCUGACCACUGUACAGAAGAAGAAGAACGAGCUGUAUCUAAACUGCAUCAAGAACGGUGCCGACUCCAUCGUUGCCGCUAACCUAUUGAAGUUCUAUCAGACCAGCCAAGGCACAGUUGGUAUGGCCGGACUUGUCUCUGCCAUCAUCGGAGGCUACCAAAUGUGGCCUGCUGCACCAGCUCCAGCAUCA